Molecule: messenger RNA, 14448 nt
Organism: Procambarus clarkii (red swamp crayfish)
Lineage: Eukaryota; Metazoa; Arthropoda; Malacostraca; Decapoda; Cambaridae
Source: RefSeq, a predicted model, not a curated record
GCGGGCAGUGAGUCAGCUGUCGCCGCCCCAGUGUCAGGUGAUCCAGGGUGUUGGUGGUGUCUGUGGAUGUUCUAUACACACACCAGCCGCGCCAUAUGCCGGUGCUGUGACUCUGGUCAACAUGGAUCCCGGUGAAGAAGGAGAGGGUGGGGGGGAUGGAGGCCUUGAAGCCGUCUGUGCAGUAGCAGAGGUCGACACAGUCGUGCGCUAUGUAAAACGAGUAGCGUCUGUUAUGCUUGAAGAUGACGACGAACCAUCGGUUGAACUUCAAACUGCUCUUAACGCUCCGCAGUACUUGGAGGUUAUUCGGAAAUUUGUUGGAGACUCUCAGUCCAAAUCGCUCCUCAUACAAAGAUGUGCUACCAAAGAAGAAACAGAAGAAGGGGGAGAGAUGGAGGAGGAAAAGGAGGUGGUGUAUCUAAUCUCGACUGGUGUACAUUUUACCUCGAUAAAAAUGAACAGCAUCCUGUGUAUCAAGCGAGGUGGAGUAAUUGAGGCAGACAAGUCGAUCGCGUCCCAGAUACGUACCUUGAACCUGAGUGAUGGCUCACCAUACGAGACACUGCAUGCAAUCGUUGCAAAUGCUGUUGCUCCAUAUUUUAAAUCGUUUGUUAAAGAAUCCGGCAAGAUUGAGAGAGAUGGAGAUAAAAUGGCACCAUCAGUUGAAAAAAAGAUUGCAGAGUUGGAAAUGGGCCUCCUGCAUUUGCAACAGAAUAUUGAUAUCCCAGAUAUAUCUCUGCCCAUCCAUCCAACUGUUGCACAGGUUAUCAAGAAGUGUGCCGAUGAAGGAACACGUCCUAAGGUUGCCGACUUUGGUGAUAGAGUAGAAGAUUCAAAUUUCCUCAACCAGCUACAGAAUGGAGUGGCUAGGUGGAUCAGGGAGAUCCAGAAGGUGACCAAGCUGGACAGGGAUCCAUCAAGUGGUACUGCCUUGCAAGAGAUAAGCUUCUGGCUCAACUUAGAAAGGGCUCUACUUAAAAUACAAGAUAAGCGAGAAAGCUUAGAGGUUGCGCUUACGCUGGAUGUCUUGAAGCAUGGGAAACGUUUUCAUGCAACGGUGUCAUUCGAUACCGAUACUGGUCUAAAACAGGCUUUGGCAACAGUGAAUGAUUAUGCUCCUCUCAUGAAGGAUUUCCCAUUGAAUGACCUCUUGGCAGCCACAGAGUUGGAGAAGAUCCGCUCGGCUGUACAGGCUAUCUUUAACCACCUUCGGAAGAUUAGAUCAACAAAGUAUCCUAUUCAGAGAGCGUUAAGACUGGUGGAGGCUAUUUCAAGAGAUUUGUCAUCCCAGAUCUUAAAGGUCCUGGGAACGCGUCGUCUGAUGCAUAUUGCUUUUGAGGAGUUCGAGAAGGUGAUGAGCCAGUGCUUUGAUGUGUUCAUUGCUUGGGACGAUGAAUAUGAAAAGCUUCAGGGCCUUCUUCGAGACAUUGUGAAAAAGAAGCGCGAUGAGCAGCUGAAAAUGGUAUGGCGAGUAUCUCCUGCUCACAAGAAGUUGCAGUUACGUAUGGAGCAAAUGCGCAAGUUCCGUCGUCAGCACGAACAACUACGAACCGUCAUAGUGCGGGUUCUUCGACCAACUGUGGUGAAGACGACAACUCUAGCGGAUGGUGAUACAGCAGAACUCAAGCCGGAGAUGGAUGCUGCUGAUUUAAAUGCCAUUGAAGAAGUUAAUCUAGCCUACGAAAAUGUGAAGGAAGUUGAUGGACUAGAUAUUAGCAAAGAGGGAACAGAAAUGUGGGAGGCUGCACUGAAGCGUUACGAUGAACGAAUUGACCGUGUGGAGACACGCAUCACAGCUCGCCUGAGGGACCAAUUGGGUACAGCCAAGAAUGCCAAUGAGAUGUUCCGCAUAUUUUCUCGUUUCAAUGCCUUGUUUGUGCGUCCUCACAUUCGAGGUGCCAUCAGGGAGUAUCAGACACAGCUCAUUCAGCGAGUGAAGGAUGACAUUGAGAGCCUUCAUGAAAAGUUUAAGGUCCAGUAUCCUCAAAGCAAAUCGUGUCGAAUGAGUCAUGUUCGAGACAUCCCUCCUGUAUCUGGAUCCAUUAUUUGGGCCAAGCAGAUUGAUCGUCAGCUAACUGCUUACAUGAGACGAGUAGAGGAUGUUCUCGGCAAGGGCUGGGAAAGCCAUGUUGAAGGGCAGAAACUCAAAGGAGAUGGAGAUUCUUUUAGACUGAAGUUGAAUACUCAAGAUAUAUUUGAUGACUGGGCAAGAAAGGUUCAGCAACGCAAUUUGGGUGUGUCUGGCCGCAUCUUUGCAAUUGAAAUGCUUCGAUCAAAGACCGGUAAAGGAAAUGAGUGCAAGUUAAAAGUUAAUUUCUUGCCAGAAAUCAUCACACUGUCCAAAGAGGUUCGGAACCUGAAGAAUCUUGGCUUCAGAGUGCCGUUAGCUAUUGUCAACAAGGCACAUCAAGCCAAUCAGCUGUAUCCCUUUGCCAUUUCCCUCAUAGAGAGUGUCCGCACAUAUGAACGAACAUUGGAGAAGCUGUUGUCGCGGGGUGGACCACACAGCCCUGCCAUCAAAGCGUCCCUGUUGAUGGAAGACAAGACCAACAUAUUACUCCUUGUAGCAGGGAUGCGGAAGGAAGUUCAGGGGCUCGUUUCAGAGGGCAUGUCAUUGGUAUGGGAGUCAUACAAAUUGGACCCCUAUGUUCAACGUCUUGCUGAAUGUGUUUUCAGCUUCCAAGAGAAGGUGGAUGACUUGCUAGUGCUGGAAGAGCAGCUGGAUAUUGACGUGAGGUCACUUGAUACCUGCCAGUACGCACAUUUCACCUUUGCCGAGAUUCUAAACAAGAUCCAGAAGGCCGUGGAUGAUUUAUCACUCCACCAGUACUCCAAUUUGCACAUUUGGGUGCAGCGACUUGAUGAGCAGGUUGAGAAAAAGUUGGCAGGAAGGCUUCAGGCCGGCAUGCAGGCAUGGACGUCAGCCUUACAGGGGCAGAGACAGAAGGAUGAGGACAUUGAUAUUCCUAUGGACACCGACACACCAGACAAACCAACUCAUAAACCCGGAGGAGAUCCAAAGAUUACCCAAGUUGUUCAAGAAGUUCGUAUCACCAACCAGACAAUGUAUAUGCAUCCGACAAUUGAAGAAUCGCGUUAUCAAAUCAUGCAACAGUUUUUCAGUUGGCAGGCAAUUGUGACCAGCCAAAACCGUAUACAGAGCACACGCUACCAGGUUGGCUUAGAUCGUCCAACUGCUCAGGUGUACAGGAAUUUGCUCAUUAAGCUUCCUGAUGAACACGUCUACAUAAAGGCUGCUUAUCGCGCUGUAGACAUGGUGGUGUUUGAGGUGUCCAACUACGUGAAGGAGUGGCUUCAGUAUCAAGCUCUCUGGGAUUUGCAGCCUGACCACCUCUAUGGACAGCUUGGAGAUGAUGUUGCAAAGUGGAUGAAGCUCUUGCAAGACAUCAAACAGUGCCGAACAACCUUCGAUACUUCGGAUACACGACGCAGCUUUGGUCCCAUUGUGGUGGACUACACCAAAGUUCAGAGCAAGGUGUCUCUGAAGUAUGACUCGUGGCAUAAGGAUGUCCUCAGCAAGUUUGGUCAACUACUUGGUCAAGAGAUGACACACUUCCAUGCUCAAGUAUCAAAGAGCCGAAGUGAAUUAGAACAACAGAGUAUUGAUGCCGCUAGUACCUCUGAUGCUGUGACACUCAUUACCUAUGUACAGUCACUGAAACGCAAGAUGAAAUCUUGGGAGAAGCAUGUUGACAUGUACAAAGAGGGUCAGCGCAUCUUGGAGCGCCAAAGAUUCCAGUUCCCAAACCAGUGGCUUCAUGUUGACAACAUUGAGGGUGAAUGGGGUGCCUUUAAUGAGAUCAUCAGACGUAAAGAUUCGAGCAUUCAGACACAGGUGGCUUCGUUGCAGCUUAAGAUUGUUGCCGAGGACAAAGCUGUGGAAUCGAGAACAAAUGAUUUCCUGGGAGACUGGGAGCACGGAAAGCCCGUAGAAGGACACUUGCGACCCGAUGAAGCUCUGCAACGUCUCACGUUGUAUGAAAGCAAGUUUACACGACUGAAGGAUGAUCGUGACAAUGUUGCCAAGGCUAAGGAAGCUUUGGAACUACAAGAGCCAGGUGCUCUUAAUACAUCUGAAGACAGAAUGACAGUGGCAUUUGAGGAACUCCAAGACCUGAAAGGUGUCUGGGCCGAGCUGGCCAAGAUAUGGGAGCAGAUUGACGAAAUGAAGGAGAAGCCUUGGCUGUCGGUACAACCUCGUAAGCUUCGGGCCCAGCUAGAUCACUUGCUGACUCAGUUGAAGGACUUGCCUGCUAGGUUGCGUCAGUAUUCAAGCUACGAGUUUGUAAAGAGGCUUUUGCAGGGUUACACCAAGGUGAACAUGACCAUUGUAGAGUUGAAGAGUGAUGCUCUCAAGGAGCGGCAUUGGAAGACAUUGAUGAAGCAGUUGCAUGUCAACUGGGUGUUGAGUGACCUUACUUUGGGCCAAGUGUGGGAUGUUGACCUAAUGAAGAAUGAACCUGUCAUCAAGAAUGUGAUCAUCACUGCUCAAGGAGAAAUGGCCUUAGAAGAGUUCCUGAAGCAAGUGCGGGAAUCAUGGCAGAGUUAUGAGCUAGACCUCAUCAACUACCAGAAUAAGUGCAAACUUAUUCGAGGCUGGGAUGACCUCUUCAACAAAGUCAAGGAACACAUCAAUUCUGUGGCGGCCAUGAAACUGUCUCCAUACUACAGAGAGUUUGAGGAAGAAGCACUCACUUGGGAAGAAAAGCUUAAUCGCAUUAAUGCGGUGUUUGACGUGUGGAUUGAUGUUCAGCGACGCUGGGUAUAUCUUGAAGGCAUCUUCUCUGGUUCUUCAGACAUCAAAGCUCUCUUGCCAGUGGAGACAUCACGCUUUGGCAGUAUUAGCACAGAAUUCCUGAACUUGAUGAAGAAGGUCAGCAAAUCUCCAAUGGUGAUGGAUGUGCUGAAUAUUCAAGGUGUUCAGCGGUCCUUAGAACGCUUGGCAGAUCUUUUGGGCAAGAUUCAGAAGGCUCUUGGUGAAUACUUGGAGCGGGAGAGAUCCUCAUUCCCAAGAUUCUACUUUGUGGGAGAUGAAGAUCUGCUGGAGAUCAUUGGCAACAGCAAGAACAUUCCACGUCUGCAGAAGCACUUCAAGAAGAUGUUCGCUGGCGUCACUGCAAUCAACCUUGAUGAAACUGAAACCAUCGUUACUGGUAUUGCUUCCCGGGAAGGUGAAAUGGUACCAUUCAACAAGGUGGUUUCGACAGUGGACUACCCAAAGAUCAACGAGUGGCUUAAGCAAGUUGAACACGAGAUGCGUAUGACACUGGCACAGAAUUUAGCAUCUGCUGUUGCCGACAUCAAGCAGUUUAAACAUGGUCCUAUUGACACGCCAAAUUACCUAAAGUGGUGUGACAAGUAUCAAGCACAACUUGUUGUACUGGCUGCACAGAUUUCUUGGAGUGAAGAGGUUGAAGCUGGUUUGGCUGCUGCUGCUAAUGGCGACAUGGGCCCCAUGCAACAAGCCCUGGUACAGGUGGAAGCGACGCUGAAUGUAUUGGCCGACUCUGUUCUCCAGGAACAGCCUCUCCUGCGCCGUAAGAAGUUGGAGCACCUGAUCAGUGAAUUUGUUCAUAAGAGGACGGUAACCAGGAACCUGAUUAAGAAUAAAGUGGUGAAUCCAAAGUCAUUUGAUUGGCUGUGCCAGAUGCGAUUCUACUUUGACCCCAAGCAAGGCGAUCCCCUGAAGCAGUUGAGCAUCCAUAUGGCCAAUGCCAAGUUCAACUAUGGAUUUGAAUACUUGGGAGUACAGGACAAGCUUGUUCAGACACCCUUAACAGACCGUUGCUAUCUCACAAUGACACAAGCUCUUGAAGCACGCUUGGGAGGCUCACCCUUUGGACCUGCUGGCACGGGUAAAACGGAAUCAGUUAAGGCACUUGGUAACCAGUUAGGUCGCUUCGUGCUAGUCUUCAACUGUGAUGAGACAUUUGACUUCCAAGCAAUGGGUCGUAUCUUUGUUGGACUCUGCCAGGUUGGGGCAUGGGGGUGCUUUGAUGAGUUCAACCGUUUGGAGGAGAGAAUGUUGUCGGCUGUGUCCCAGCAAGUGCAGACCAUACAGGAGGCACUAAAGGAAAAAGCUGGAGAGAAGACUGGAUCUCAGGUGUUGACUGUUGAGCUGGUGGGCAAGCAAGUCAAGGUUUCAACCGAUAUGGCCAUCUUCAUCACCAUGAACCCUGGCUAUGCCGGCCGCUCAAACCUUCCUGAUAACCUGAAGAAGCUCUUCCGUUCCCUUGCCAUGACUAAACCCGACAGACAACUUAUUGCCGAAGUGAUGCUCUUCAGUCAAGGCUUCAGGUCGGCUGAAAAGCUUGCCAGCAAAAUUGUUCCAUUCUUUAAGCUGUGUGAUGAACAGCUGUCCAAUCAGUCGCAUUAUGAUUUCGGUUUACGUGCCUUGAAGUCGGUGCUGGUGUCUGCUGGUAAUGUGAAGCGUGACCGCAUUCAGCGAAUUAAGGAGGAUCUCAGAAGUCGUGAAGACGCGAUAAUUGACGAAGGAACUAUUGCCGAGAACCUUCCCGAACAAGAGAUUUUGAUCCAGAGUGUGUGUGAAACAAUGGUACCCAAGCUUGUAGCAGAGGACAUUCCAUUGCUCUUCUCCCUGUUGUCUGAUGUAUUCCCAGGCAUCGAGUACACUCGUGCCCAGAUGACUGGAUUGAAAGACGAGAUAAGAAAGGUGUGCGCUGAGCAGUUCCUGGUUUGCGGUGAAGGAGAGGAACAAGGAGCUCACUGGAUGGAGAAGGGGAGUUACCCUGGGGAGGGCUGGUGUGAGAAGGUACUGCAAUUGUACCAGAUUAGCAACUUGAACCAUGGCUUAAUGAUGGUGGGUCCUAGCGGCUCAGGAAAGUCGACUGCUUGGCGGGUCCUGCUCAGAGCUCUUGAACGCUUUGAAGGGAUAGAAGGUGUUGCUCAUGUCAUCGACCCCAAAGCCAUGAGCAAAGAAACAUUGUAUGGUGUUCUUGAUCCAAAUACGCGGGAAUGGACCGAUGGCCUCUUUACACACAUUCUAAGGAAAAUCAUUGACAAUGUGCGUGGAGAGAUCAACAAGCGACAGUGGAUUAUCUUCGAUGGAGACGUUGAUCCAGAGUGGGUCGAGAACUUGAACUCUGUACUGGAUGAUAACAAACUACUCACUCUUCCAAACGGAGAGCGAUUGUCUAUUCCACCAAAUGUCCGCAUCAUGUUUGAGGUUCAAGAUCUAAAAUAUGCAACAUUAGCAACAGUCUCACGAUGUGGCAUGGUGUGGUUCUCGGAGGAUGUGCUGUCAGUUGAAAUGAUAUUCGAAAACUUCCUUGCUCGGCUUUCCAACAUUCCCAUCGAGGAGACAGAAGAGGAUGCUGCGUUCAUGAAGAAAACCGAGAAGAAGAAAGAUGACGACAUCACGCCUACAUUGCAGGUUCAGCGUGAUGUUGCUGCUAUUCUUAGCCCACAUUUGACACCAGAUGGAUUGGUUGUAAAGUGUCUGGAGUACGCGUCCAACAACUUGGAGCAUAUUAUGGACUUCACUCGGAUGCGUGCACUGUCUUCACUCUUUGCUCUCCUGAAUCAGGCAGUCAGGAAUGUUGUGCAGUACAAUAAUACCCAUCCAGACUUCCCUAUGCAAUCUGAUCAGCUUGAGAGGUAUAUACCAAAGGCUUUGGUACACUCACUCCUGUGGAGCUUUGCUGGCGAUGGCAAGUUGAAAGCACGUAGCGACAUGGGCGAUUUCAUUCGUAACUGUACCACUAUUCCUCUGCCACCAAACACAAACUCCCCUAUUGUUGACUAUGAGGUGGCCAUCAGUGGUGAAUGGAUGUUGUGGUCUACAAAGGUUCCCAGCAUGGAGGUUGAGACACACAAGGUAGCUGCACCAGAUGUGGUGGUGCCUACUGUUGACACGGUGCGUCACGAAGCCCUCCUCUACACGUGGCUCGCUGAACACAAGCCAUUAGUUUUGUGCGGUCCUCCGGGAUCGGGUAAAACUAUGACGCUCUUCUCUGCCUUGAGAGCUUUGCCCGACUUGGAAGUUGUUGGAUUGAAUUUCUCCAGUGCAACAACCCCAGAGCUACUUCUGAAGACAUUUGAUCACUACUGUGAAUAUCGCAAAACGCCAAAUGGCAUAAUCUUGUCACCAGUUCAGCUGGGCAAGUGGUUAGUGGUUUUCUGUGAUGAAAUCAACUUGCCUGAUAUGGACAAAUAUGGCACUCAGAGAGUCAUCAGCUUCCUUCGGCAGAUGGUGGAACACGGUGGAUUUUACAGAGUAUCAGACCAAGCUUGGGUUAGGUUGGAACGUAUCCAGUUUGUAGGUGCUUGCAAUCCACCAACUGACCCAGGACGUAAGCCGCUAUCCCACCGUUUCUUGCGCCAUGUACCUGUUGUGUAUGUGGACUAUCCAGGAGAGACUUCGCUAAAGCAAAUCUACGGUACUUUCAACAGGGCCAUGCUACGAAUCAUUCCGUCUCUCAGAUCAUAUGCAGAUCCACUCACAAAUUCCAUGGUGGAGUUUUAUCUUCAGUCUCAAGAGAGGUUCACUCAAGACAUGCAGCCUCAUUAUGUCUACUCUCCUCGAGAGAUGACUCGCUGGGUUCGAGGAAUUUGUGAGGCAAUUAGGCCUCUUGAGACACUUGAUGCCGAGGGUCUAGUGAGGCUUUGGGCUCACGAAGCUCUGAGACUGUUCCACGAUCGUCUAGUUACGGAUGAUGAACGCAAGUGGACUAAUGAGAAUGUCGAUGCUAUUGCACUCAAGCACUUCCCGAACAUUGACAGCGAGAGAUCUCUGCUGCGUCCUAUUCUGUACUCCAACUGGCUUUCCAAGGACUACCUCCCAGUUGAUCAGGAGGAGCUCAGAGACUACGUCAAGGCCAGGCUCAAGGUAUUCUAUGAAGAGGAAUUGGAUGUGCCAUUAGUGCUGUUUAAUGAAGUCUUGGAUCACGUUCUUCGAAUUGAUCGGAUCUUCCGCCAACCACAAGGUCAUCUUCUACUUAUCGGUGCUUCAGGUGCUGGCAAAACAACUCUGUCUCGGUUUGUGGCAUGGAUGAAUGGGUUGUCCAUCUUCCAAAUCAAGGUUCACAACAAAUACACACCAGAGGACUUUGAUGAAGAUUUGCGAGCAGUAUUGAGGCGCUCUGGUUGUAAGGAUGAAAAGAUCUGCUUUAUCCUUGACGAGUCAAAUGUGCUGGAUUCUUCCUUCCUCGAGCGCAUGAACACACUCCUGGCUAAUGGAGAAGUGCCAGGAUUGUUUGAGGGUGACGAGUAUACAACUCUUAUGACACAGUGUAAGGAGGGCAGUCAGCGAGAAGGUCUAAUGCUCGACUCCAGCGAAGAGCUUUAUAAGUGGUUCACUGGGCAGGUUAUGCGCAACCUUCAUGUUGUGUUCACAAUGAAUCCAUCAACAGAUGGACUUAAAGAUAGAGCUGCUACUUCCCCAGCCUUGUUCAACAGAUGUGUACUUAACUGGUUUGGAGAUUGGUCUAAUGGCGCCUUGUUCCAGGUUGGUAUGGAGUUCACCAAUCGUAUCGACUUGGAUAAGAUGAGCUGGCACCCACCAGACUACUUCCCUGUAGCUUUUGAAAGCCUUCCAGCACCCCCAUCCCACCGUGAUGCUAUUAUUAAUGCCUUUGUGCACGUUCACCAGACAUUACACAGAGCAAAUACACGUUUAGCUAAGCGUGGAAGCACAGUGAUGGCCAUCACUCCAAGGCAUUAUUUGGAUUUCAUUAACCACUUUGUGAAGCUGUACAAUGAAAAGAGAUCCGAGCUUGAAGAGCAACAACUUCAUCUAAAUGUUGGUUUAGGCAAAAUUGCCGAGACAGUGGAACAGGUGGAACAGAUGCAGAAAUCUCUGGCCAUCAAAAAUCAGGAAUUGCAAGCAAAGAAUGAAGCAGCCAAUAUGAAACUGAAGCAGAUGGUGAAGGAUCAGCAAGAAGCCGAGAAACAAAAAGUGGCCAGUCAAGAGUUGCAAGAACAGCUUGAAGCCCAAACGGAAGGUAUCAGUAUUAAACGGGAGGAGGUGAUGAAAGAUUUAAGCAAGGUGGAGCCUGCUGUGCAAGAUGCUCAAAAUGCUGUCAAGAGUAUCAAGAAACAGCACUUGGUUGAGGUUCGAUCAAUGGCUAAUCCUCCUCCGAUGGUAAAAUUAGCCUUGGAGUCGAUCUGUCUUCUUCUUGGUGAAGCAACAUCAGACUGGAAGACUAUAAAGUCUAUUAUCAUGAAGGACAAUUUCAUUAACACUGUUGUUAAUUUCAAUACUGAUGACUUGUUGGAUGAUAUCCGAGAAAAGAUGAAGAACAGAUACCUCAGUAACCCCGAUUAUAACUUUGAGAAGGUAAAUCGGGCUUCGUUGGCUUGUGGCCCAAUGGUGAAAUGGGCAAUUGCACAAAUAGAAUAUGCCGACAUGCUAAAGAGGGUCGAGCCCUUGAGAAAUGAAUUGCGUAGCCUUGAAAAUAUGGCAGACGAAAACAAGAAAAAGCAUGAAGACGUAAAGACGUUAAUAAACCGUCUUGAGCGCUCUAUUGCUGCAUAUAAGGAUGAAUAUGCCGUGCUUAUAUCUCAAGCUCAAGCCAUUAAGACAGAUCUAGAAAAUGUGCAGGCCAAGGUUGACCGCUCCAUGGCUCUCAUCAGGAAUCUAAGUAUUGAGAAGGAUCGCUGGGCUGCAACAUCAGAUACAUUUAAGUACCAGAUGUCGACAAUCAUUGGAGAUGUGUUGUUAUCGUCUGCCUUCCUAGCUUACGGUGGGUACUUUGAUCAGCAGUUCCGCGAGAACUUGUUCACAAACUGGUGCCACCACCUCCAGCAAGCAAGCAUCCAGUUCCGUGGAGAUAUUGCUCGAACCGAGUAUCUGUCAAACCCAGAUGAGAGACUGAGGUGGCAAGCAAAUGCUCUUCCUGCUGAUGAACUCUGUACAGAGAAUGCAAUUAUGCUGAACAGGUUCAAUAGAUAUCCACUGAUCAUUGACCCAUCUGGCCAAGCCACAGAUUUCAUCAUGAAUGAAUUCAAGGAGAAGAAAAUAACCAAGACCAGCUUUUUGGAUGAUUCCUUCAGGAAGAAUUUGGAAUCUGCCCUUCGCUUUGGUAACCCACUUCUUGUCCAAGAUGUCGAGAAUUAUGAUCCAAUUCUUAACCCUGUGUUGAACCGGGAACUACGCAGAACAGGAGGACGUGUCCUCAUAACUCUAGGAGAUCAGGAUAUUGAUUUAUCUCCAGCAUUCACCAUCUUCUUGUCUACACGUGACCCAACUGUGGAAUUCCCACCAGACAUAUGCUCUAGAGUCACAUUUGUCAACUUCACUGUGACCAGGUCGUCACUUCAGUCCCAGUGCUUGAACCAAGUUCUUAAGGCAGAACGACCAGAUAUUGACGACAAGCGCUCCAACCUUCUCAAAUUGCAGGGUGAGUUCCAGCUCCGCUUAAGACAGUUAGAAAAGAACUUGUUACAAGUACUGAACGAUGCUAAGGGUCAAAUUUUGGAUGAUGACUCUGUGAUCACAACUUUGGAGACACUCAAGAAGGAAGCUGCUGAUAUUUCAUUAAAAGUACAAGAAACAGACAAGACUAUGAAUGAAAUUGAAAUGGUUUCUCAGCAGUACCUGCCACUGUCGACGGCAUGUUCCAGUAUCUACUUUACCUUGGACGCUCUCCAUCAAGUUCACUUCCUGUACCAGUAUUCGUUGCACUUCUUCCUCGAUGUGUUCACCGAUGUUCUCUCCAACAACCCGAACAUCAAGGACCAGACGGAAUAUGCUCGCAGAUUAUCGAUCAUAACCAACGAUCUCUUCCAGCUAACAUACACGCGUGUUGCACGUGGAAUGGUGCACACGGAUCGACUUGUUUUUGCCAUAUUGUUGGCACGCAUCCGUCUUCGUGGUGUGACGUCGGAGUCUUCUUACGACUCUGAGUUCCAGUUCCUGCUAAAGAGCAAAGAAGGCCUUUUGAGCUCCAAUAUUUCCGCCAUGCCCGGUCUCACACCAGAACAGACUGACUCAAUGUUAAGGCUGAGCAAUAAAGUGCAAGCUUUUGGUAACGUUGACCGAUUUGUGGGCAAUAAGGAGUUCCAAAGUUGGCUUGAAUCUGCUUCUCCCGAGCUGCACGUGCCCACCAUUUGGGAGACUGAGAGGCAGUUGACACCUAUUGGUCAAGCCAUGUACCAGGUGUUGGCUCUCCAAGCAUUCAGACCCGAUAGGUUGUGUGCAGCUGUUAGCAUCUUUGUCAAUAAUGUGUUAGGUGAUGGUUUCUUAGCCAUUGGAGAACGUGAGGUAGAUAUGGCAGGAGUCGUUGAGAAUGAAGUUAAGGCCAACACUCCAGUACUUAUGUGUGCUGUUCAGGGCUUUGAUGCCUCUGCUAGAGUUGACGACUUGGCAACUGAGCUGAACAAACCAAUCACAGCUAUUGCUAUUGGGUCAGCUGAAGGCUUCAGUCAAGCAGAGAAAGUAAUCAACUCUGCAGUUAAAAAUGGAAGGUGGGUGAUGCUGAAGAAUGUACAUCUUGCUCCUGGAUGGCUUGUGCAGUUGGAGAAGAAAUUGCAUUCACUCCAUCCACAUCCUCAGUUCCGUCUAUUCCUAACAAUGGAAAUUACUCCUCGUUUACCAGUUAACCUCUUGCGUGCUGGUCGCGUGUUUGUCUUUGAGCCUCCACCUGGCGUGAGGGCUAAUUUGAUGCGAACUUUCAGCACCGUACCAGCAUCGCGUAUGAUGCGUGCCCCCAGCGAACGUGCGCGGCUGUACUUCCUCUUGGCCUGGUUCCAUGCCAUCACUCAGGAGCGAUUGCGCUAUGCUCCUCUUGGUUGGGCCAAAUAUUACGAGUUCAACGAGUCGGAUCUGAGAGUAGCUUGUGAUACACUCGACACGUGGAUUGAGGCCACAGCAAUGGGACGAACAAAUCUUCCGCCUGAGAAAGUACCGUGGGAUGCUUUGGCCACCCUAAUGUCCCAAUGCAUCUAUGGUGGCAAGAUUGAUAACGAAUUUGACCAGAGACUCCUUACCUCGUUCCUCUCAAAGUUGUUCACACCCAGGAGUUUCGACCCUGAUUUCCCACUUGUCAUCAAUGUCGAUGGUAUUGAGGGUGAGAAUAUCACAAUGCCAGAUGGUAUCAGGAGAGAUCAGUUCCUGCAUUGGGUUGAAUCUCUGAGUGAUCGGCAGACUCCAUCAUGGCUUGGGUUGCCAAACAACGCCGAGAAGGUUCUUCUCACCACCAGAGGUACAGACAUGUUAAGCAAGUUGUUAAAGAUGCAGGUGCUAGAAGAUGAUGAUGAACUGGCCUACGGCGGAGAUGAAAGCCCUGGCACCGAGCGCAAGAAUGUGGAGGGUCGACCUUCGUGGAUGGUGACACUUCAGCAGUCUGCCGUGACUUGGCUCUCCCACCUUCCCGAGUCACUUAGCACAUUGCGUCGCACGUUGGACAAUAUCAAGGAUCCCCUCUAUCGUUACUUUGAACGCGAGGUCAAUUCUGGAGCCAGGCUACUUCGUAUUGUGAGAAGUGACCUCAGUGAUGUCAUACUCAUCUGUAAGGGUGAAAAGAAGCAAACAAACUACCACCGAACGAUGGUCAGUCAGCUGGUGAAGGGCAUCAUUCCGGACCAAUGGAAAGCCUAUACAGUUCCUCGUGAAGCAACUGUUAUUCAGUGGGUCACGGACUUUUCUCAGAGAGUUCGACAGCUUCAAGAAAUCUCGCAACAGGUUGCACAGUUUGGAGCUUCUGAACUCAAGAAUGUUACCGUAUGGCUUGGAGGGCUCUUUAAUCCUGAAGCUUAUAUUACGGCUACAUGCCAGUGUGUUGCUCAGGCUAAUUCCUGGUCACUGGAGGAACUCAUGCUGGAAGUUUCAAUUGCUGAUGCAGAAGGUCAAGUUACUGCUCGGGGUGGAUUUAAUGUCAAGGGCUUGAAGCUACAAGGUGCCGAGUGUGUUAACAACGCCCUGCAGCUUGCCCAAACAAUAAUGACAGAUCUGCCCAUGGUUAUCCUGCAUUGGGUACGUCUUGAGGUCACCGAAACCAACAAGAUAACUCUGCCAGUGUACCUUAACGCCACAAGGAGUGACAUUCUCUUCACCGUGGAACUCAACAUGGCUGCUAACCAGAGCGCUCAUAGCUUCUAUGAGAGAGGUGUGGCUCUCUUGGCAUCAGUUAGUCUUAACUAAAUUCAUAUUAUUGAUUAGAUUUAGUGCCAGAGUUAAUUUAAAUAUUACUUCGACUAUUGAGGAUUAAAUUAGUGGGAAUUGCUACUUUUCAUCUGAUAAGUUUAAACAUUUUGUAAAUUACCCAAAAUUAAAUAGCAUGAUGCUUCUUACUCAAGGAAAAAAUUAGUUUUAAAGGAAUUUAUCGGCAAUUGAAUAUUGAUGUAAUGAGAUAAUUUAAAAUUGUGUAAAAUAUUGUACUUUAAAUAUAAUUACUGUAAACAUUGACUACUUCACAUUUUAUUGUUUUUAGCCAGAACCAAAUACAUAUAAUUGAAAAUAGUUUAAAA